Messenger RNA from Fraxinus pennsylvanica, 939 nucleotides. Lineage: Eukaryota; Viridiplantae; Streptophyta; Magnoliopsida; Lamiales; Oleaceae. The record is from the annotation of a GenBank genome assembly.
AUGCAAGGAUGGCGUGCUACAAUGGAAGAUGCUCAUGCGGCAGUUACUGAUUUGGAUGCUUCCACCUCAUUUUUUGGUGUUUAUGAUGGUCACGGGGGUAAGGUGGUUGCCAAAUUCUGUGCUAAAUAUCUUCAUCAACAAGUUCUCAAGCACGAAGCAUAUUUGUCCGGCGACAUUGGUACUUCCAUUCAGAAAGCUUUUUUCAGAAUGGAUGAGAUGAUGCGUGGCCAAAGAGGAUGGAGGGAGUUGGCCAUCCUAGGAGAUAAAAUAAACAAGUUCACUGGCCUGAUAGAGGGCUUGAUAUGGUCUCCAAGAAGCGGAUACAGAAAUGACCAAGUUGAUGAUUGGGCAUUUGAGGAGGGCCCACAUUCUGAUUUUUCUGGACCUACUUCUGGGAGCACAGCUUGUGUUGCAGUCGUGAGGGGCAACCAACUUGUCGUAGCAAAUGCUGGUGAUUCUCGGUGUGUAAUUUCUAGGAGUGGUCAGGCGUACAACCUUUCGAUAGACCACAAGCCUGAUCUUGAGGUUGAGAGAGAGAGAAUUUUAGAAGCUGGUGGUUUUAUCCGUGCAGGACGUGUUAAUGGCAGUCUCAAUCUUGCAAGAGCUAUUGGUGACACGGAAUUCAAGCAGAACAAGUUUUUGCCUGCUGAAAAGCAAAUUGUAACUGCCAAUCCUGAUGUAAAUAUUGUAGAACUUUGCGAUGAUGAUGAGUUCAUUGUGCUUGCCUGUGAUGGAAUCUGGGAUUGCAUGACAAGCCAGCAGCUAGUAGAUUUUAUUCAGGAGCAGCUGAAAACUGAAACUAAGCUUUCCAAGGUCUGUGAAAAAGUACUCGACCGUUCUCAAAAUCUGACAUCUGACCCUUCUGGUGCAUCUGCACAUGGUAAGUCCUCUGCUCCUCAGGAAGUGCCCGAGUCAAAACCAGCAGAAACUGAAUCAUAA